This is a messenger RNA of Tetrapisispora phaffii CBS 4417, 1119 nucleotides long. RefSeq names its product SCF ubiquitin ligase complex subunit HRT3 (gene HRT3). The record is from RefSeq and is a predicted model, not a curated record. NCBI's taxonomy places the organism in Eukaryota, Fungi, Ascomycota, Saccharomycetes, Saccharomycetales, Saccharomycetaceae. Bases 1 to 1119 code for a protein of 372 amino acids. The transcript has a single exon.
AUGAUGACCUCCAAAAAAGAAGAGAUGAGCACAAACACCAUGCAAGAUGGAAAUUCAUUAAUUACUAAGGAUGAUCCUAACUCACCAUUGAGUCCCAAAGCUAUUAAAGCAAUUGAGAUAUGGGAGAUAGGUGUUGAAAAGGAGAAGGAUGGCAAAAUGACCGAUGCCAUUAAGUAUUAUAGAGAUGCAAUUAGAUUAUUUGAAGGUGUCGAAAAACUAUAUAGGAAGAAGUUGCAUGAUGAAUGGAUUAUAUUUCAGAAGAUGGAGAAACUGAAUCUAGAAAAUACUGCUGCAAGCAACGAUACCGAAGAUGGGACUGAUAAAAAUGAUGGAGAACCAAAAGAAAUAUUGCCGUGCUGGAUAUUAGAGAUGCUACCUAAUGAUAUUCUACUGAACGUUGUUAACCAUACCGUACUCCAGUCAGGCGAAGGUUGGUUUAAUCUGUCAUUAACGUGCUCUAAAUUUAAUGAAUUAUGUUUUCAUAACUCACUACCUUACAUAACAUUCUCUAACUAUAUAUACCCAAAACAAAUUUACGAUGAAAGUGCGAUGACAUUAAAUGGGAUAAGUAAUAUCGAUGAAUUGGAAAAAGAAUUGUGGAAUAAUGAUAGCCAACUAAUGCUUCAAGUGAGACCAUAUAUCAAGUUUGAUGGUAUUUAUAUCAGUGUCGUUAAUUAUUUAAGACACGGUUCUAACAUUGAAGGUUCCUCUUCUUUACUUAACCCAAUUCAUAUGAUCACUUAUUAUAGAUAUCUUAGAUUUUAUCCAAAUGGGGAAUGUUUAAGAUUAACCACCACUGAUGAACCAUCGUCUAUAGUCAAAUUAUUCGAUAAAGAGCAUAAACCGAAAGGAAGUGAUUUAUGUCGCUGGUCUUUAGGAUUUGAAGAUAACUUCAGUCAUGUCACAAUCAUGAGAUCUGAUGAAAAAUACACAUACAGAGAAGAAUUACAAAUUAAACAUCAUGGCCAUAAAAGAAACCAAAGAUUGAAAUGGGUAAUCUCAUCAGUGAUUGACAAGGAAGGGACUGUAUCCGAAUGUUCACUAAGGAAUGAAAAGACAUUUUUCUUUUCGAGAGUAAAAUCGUAUUCUCAACAUAAGGGCUCAAAAGUUAACAAGUAG